UUUCUGGUUUCCCGCCAUGGAAGCAAUGGAAAUGGAGUCAGAGAGGAGUCUCCAGAGAAAACAAGCUACCUAUACCUCCCUAGACGAGCAGUUUGAAAUUCACAAGGAGACGUACAGGGGCCAGCAGUACAGCCAGAUUUACUUUGCUCGUCUCCACUUGAUGCGAACCCUUCUUCAUUCCCUCGUUCCCAAUAUGAAACCCCAUUUACCCGUUUGCACAGUUUUGCAAUUGGAACAGGGCAAGGAAUGUGUCAUUGUUGGAACUUUGUACAAGCACAUGAAACUCAAACCUUGUGUUCUUGAUGAGUACUCCAAGGAGAGAUCUGUGACUCCGCUUGUCAAGCCUCAUAAUUUUAUGCACCCAGAUGAUAAACUGAUAUUAGAAGAUGACAGUGGAAGAGUUAAGCUUGCUGGGAGUGUGCUCUUACCAUCAAUAUAUGUAACAGGCAUUGUUGUUGCUUUGCAUGGAAAGGAAACUGGAGCUGGUGACUUCUUGGUGCUAGAUGUCCUAGAAGCUGGCCUAGCACCUCAGAUAGAGCUUCCCCUUAAACCAAGAGAAGACAAGUAUGUCGUCUUUGUGUCGGGGUUAAGUGUUGGGAGCAGCACUUCUAAUCCGCUCCAGUUUCAGCUUCUUGUUGAUCAUAUAACAGGACAUUUAGGAGAUGAGAAGGAACAAAGCAUUGCAGCAGAAAUAGUUCACAUCAUAGUUGCAGGGAAUUCUAUUGAAAUUCCUAGUGGCCUUCUUAAUGGACAGAAUUUGGCUUCUAAGGAUCAAUCAAGGCUGUCUGAGCCAGUUAAAGAGCUAGAUAUCUUGCUGACACAGAUUGCUGCAAGUGUGCCUUUAGAUAUCAUGCCAGGACCAAAUGAUCCGGCUAACUUCUCCUUACCUCAGCAGCCAUUGCAUAAAUGCCUCUUCCCUGGGUCUUCAGUGUAUAACACUUUUAGGUCUUGUACUAACCCUCAUUGCUUUGAGCUUGAGAAUAUCAGAUUUCUUGGAACAUCAGGACAGAAUGUUGAUGAUCUUGAGAAGUAUUCAGAGGCAAAGGAUAAAAUUGGAUUCAUGGAGAGGACAUUAAGGUGGAGGCAUUUGGCGCCGACGGCACCUAAUACUCUUGGGUGUUAUCCUUUCACAGACAGGGAUCCUUUCUUCAUUGAGAGCUGUCCUCAUGUUUACUUUGUCGGAAAUCAGGAUAAAUACAAAACUGACAUAAUAAAGGGAUCAGAAGGGCAGUCGGUAAGACUCAUAUGCAUCCCUAAAUUCUGCGAGACUGGAGUUGCUGUUGUGCUAAACUUGAGAAAUCUUGAAUGCCAUAUUCUUAGUUUUGGGACUGAGUUGUGCUCCUAAGAACAUGGUUCUUUCAACGUUAACUUCUUACUGCAACCACCUUUGUGGAACCCUCACAGUGAAAGCCAAGGAGAUAGAUACCUGAAGUUCAAAGCCCCAAGCAAUUUUCUUCCCCUUACCCAUUUAUAUUUUUCGUUAUCUUCUGUAAAAUAUUGUAGAAUUUCCUUUAUAUUUCUGGCUUGUUCGUGUAUCGUAGUAUACCAUUGUCCGCCAAUGAUACUAUAAAUUUUUUUUUCUUCAUGAAAUCUGCA
Corylus avellana is the source of this 1596-nucleotide messenger RNA. RefSeq names its product DNA polymerase delta small subunit (gene POLD2). Gene Ontology annotation, cellular component: delta DNA polymerase complex. Gene Ontology annotation, molecular function: DNA binding. The record is from RefSeq and is a predicted model, not a curated record. Gene Ontology annotation, biological process: DNA strand elongation involved in DNA replication; DNA replication. Lineage: Eukaryota; Viridiplantae; Streptophyta; Magnoliopsida; Fagales; Betulaceae.